GUCCUAUUUUUUUGAGUCGGCCAGUGAAGUGGCAAAAGGACUAUCGCAAUGUUGGGUCGGUUCGGGAACGUGGCCACGCUGUUGGCCCACAAUGGAGCCACACAGCAGCAACAGCAAAGAGGCAUGGCCACUUUGAAAGCAAUUUCCAUCCGACUCAAAUCAGUUAAAAAUAUACAAAAAAUCACCCAGUCAAUGAAGAUGGUAUCCGCGGCGAAAUACUCGAGGGCCGAGCGCGAACUUAAGCAAGUAAGACCAAUAGGAGAUGGAGCUAAGCAGUUUUAUGAAAAAGCUGAAGUGGCUCCAGUGGAGGAUGUUCCUCAAAAGCUUGUUAUAGCAAUGACCUCAGACAGAGGUCUGUGUGGUGCUGUGCACACCAGCGUUGCCCGUCACAUUCGUACAGAACUGGCCAAGGAUGACCAGAAUCUGAAGGUGGUUUGUGUCGGAGAUAAAUCGAGGGCAAUUCUGUCUAGGGUGUAUGGCAAGAAUAUAAUCUUGGCUUGUAACGAGAUCGGGCGUUUGCCACCCACUUUCUUGGACGCCGCCAAACUAGCCGACGCAAUCUUGAAAUCUGACUACAAGUUUAGCUCGGGAGAGAUAGUCUACAACCGAUUCAAGUCCGUGGUGUCUUAUUCGACACAGACUUUGCCCGUCUUCAGUUUGGCCUCUGUUACGGCUGCCCCGAAAUUGUCGAUUUACGAUUCGCUGGACGACGAGGUGGUCCAGAGCUACUUGGAAUUCUCACUGGCCUCCUUGUUGUUCUAUGCCAUGAAAGAAGGCGCUUGCAGCGAGCAGUCGUCGAGGAUGACGGCGAUGGACAACGCGAGCAAAAACGCUGGCGAAAUGAUCGACAAACUCACCCUGACAUUUAAUCGUACAAGACAGGCUGUCAUCACCAGGGAGCUGAUCGAAAUUAUUUCCGGUGCUUCGGCUCUGUAAACGCCGUAUACAAUGAUGCUUGCGUCUCACCUCGCUACUUAUCCCCAUCCUCCAAAUAAAUAAA
Molecule: messenger RNA, 1000 nt
Organism: Cylas formicarius (sweet potato weevil)
Lineage: Eukaryota; Metazoa; Arthropoda; Insecta; Coleoptera; Brentidae
Gene: ATPsyngamma
Product: ATP synthase subunit gamma, mitochondrial
Exons: 4
Coding region: 49-936 (295 amino acids)
Biological process (GO): proton motive force-driven ATP synthesis
Molecular function (GO): proton-transporting ATP synthase activity, rotational mechanism
Source: RefSeq, a predicted model, not a curated record